This is a messenger RNA of Microbotryum saponariae, 2048 nucleotides long. The record is from the annotation of a GenBank genome assembly. NCBI's taxonomy places the organism in Eukaryota, Fungi, Basidiomycota, Microbotryomycetes, Microbotryales, Microbotryaceae.
AUGCAGGGCACUCCUCACCAAGUCGGCAAGGGCAAGGGAAAGCAGAGGGAGAAGGAAACCCCGACUUCGCUUCUGUCCAACUCGCGUCAGUUGCCAGCUCAAGACCCCUAUGUGCCAGCUACACAGUCCCUCAAGAAGUGGGUCCCCUCGUUCGGUGCUCAGAGCGACAACGACGAGAGCUGAUAUCCGUUUCUCGUCUCAUUCCAGAUAUGUGUACGCCCACCCGACCAUGUUGGACAAGAACCACCUGAGCAAAGGCGCAGGCAAGACCAACAAACGUCUCGGCCACCACCUGCAUCAUCUCUCGACUUCGGCGAAAGCAAGCUCCAUCAAAGCCCACGAACACGACGACCUCUUGCUCGACCGAUCGAUCCAAGGCUUGAUCGAGGUCGAGAACGAGUUGGAAAGGACGUGGAAGGUCACACAAGACGAGAUUGUCGAAGGGUCGGCCAUCGGAGCGCAGGGCAAGGCUUUCGCUUUGAAACUGGACGAGUUUGGGCCGUAUGCGCUCGACUAUACGCGCAAUGGGAGACAUCUCGCCAUCGCAGGGAGGAAGGGGCAUGUCGGCACCUUCGACUGGCAAUCAGGGAGGUUGCACACCGAACUGCAUCUCGGCGAAACCGUGCGAGCGAUCCGGUGGCUGCAUGACGAAAGUUUCUUCGCCGUUGCGCAGAAAAAGUAUGUCUACAUCUACGACAAAAGUGGGUUGGAGGUGCACCAGUUGCGGAACCAUAUUGAGGUCAACCAGAUGGAGUUUCUGCCGUACCAUUUCUUGCUUGCGACGAUUGUGAGUAUUGGUUCAGGGGCGAACACUGGUUUUCUUGGCUCACGUUUCUUUGUUUCGCUCUCUCCCGCAGGGCAAUCCGGGGUUUCUCAAAUACCAAGAUACAUCUACGGGUCAACUCGUCGUCGAACACCGGACAAAGCUGGGUGCAUGUCGAACGAUGGCGCAGAACGCCCAUAACGCUUUCAUUCACCUCGGGCAUCAGAAUGGUCAGUUACUCUCGCGCAGCGUCGCGGAAGGCUGUUGUCGCUCACCGUGGGCCCCAUCAUUAUCAGGCUCGGUCACAUUGUGGUCCCCUUCGGUUUCCCGCCCUCAAGUCCAACUACAAGCUCACCGUGGCCCUGUCUCGUCGAUCGCUCUCGACCCUUCGACCCUCGGCUACCGAAUGCUCACCUGCGGUGUCGACGGUUCAGUCAAGCUCUGGGACACGCGCAAAUGGGCCGUCCUGAACGAAUACCAAUUCAAGAAGACGCCGACGUCCGUCGAUUUCAGUCAAAGAGGUCUCCUGGGUCUCGGUUGGGGCAACCACAUCAGCGUGUUCAAGGAUCUGCAGAAACCGGAUCAGAACCCGAGGAUGCCGCCACCGCCGUAUUUGACGCAUACGUUCCCCGGCGUCGCCGUCAACGAGGUUCGCUUCUGUCCUUUCGAAGACGUCCUUGGCGUUGGUCAUGCGCAAGGGUUUACGUCCCUUUUGGUGCCUGGAGCAGGGGAGGCAAACUUUGAUUCGCUCGAAGCCGAUCCUUAUGAAGGCAAGCGACGUCGUCGUGAGCGCGAGGUCAACGCCUUGCUGGACAAGGUUCCCUUUGAUAUGAUCACGCUCGAUACGGAGAUGGUCGGCAAACUCGAUCGCGAUGUCAGGGACAAGGCCGAGAAGCUCAACAAGGAUAGACCUGGGUUCGUCGAUGAGACGUAUCGGAAAAAGUCGCGCGUCGAUCGGUUGAAGGACCGUGGACAGAUGGAGGAGGACGAAGAAGGGUUGGAAAGCGAGGAUGAUGAAGACGCUUUGGACGAGGAGAGGAGGGAAGAGAAGAAGCGCGUCAAAUUGGCCAAGGCGGAUGCCAAGAACCGUGGCAGGGGUCGCAACUCCACGCUCAAGAAGGCGUUGAGAAAACGCAAGCGCAACGUCAUCGAUCCCAUCACGGUCGCGUUGAAGGAGAAGCUGGAGAAGCAGCGCGCGGCCAACAAGCAGGCCAAGAAGAACGUCGCAGCCUCUCGAUUGGCUGCGUCCGGUUCGGCAGGGGCUUUGGACCGAUUCGCUUUCUAA